This is a messenger RNA of Ochotona curzoniae (black-lipped pika), 1896 nucleotides long. RefSeq names its product p53 apoptosis effector related to PMP22 (gene PERP). The transcript is spliced from 3 exons. Gene Ontology annotation, cellular component: membrane; cell-cell junction. Lineage: Eukaryota; Metazoa; Chordata; Mammalia; Lagomorpha; Ochotonidae. The coding region runs from base 58 to 639 and encodes 193 amino acids. The record is from RefSeq and is a predicted model, not a curated record. Gene Ontology annotation, biological process: cell-cell adhesion.
GGUCGCCGCCCGUGCCCCGCGCGCUGCCCCGCUUCGCGUCCGCCGCCACCGUCGACAAUGCUGCGCUGCGGCCUGGCCUGCGAGCGCUGCAGGUGGAUCCUGCCCCUGCUGCUGCUCAGUGCUAUCGCCUUCGACAUCAUCGCGCUGGCCGGCCGCGGCUGGCUGCAGUCGGAAGACCACAUCCAGACGUCCUCUCUCUGGUGGAAAUGCUCCAGCGAGGGCGGCGGCAGCGGCUCGGCGGAGGAAGGAUGCCAGAGCCUCAUGGAUUACGCGUGGGGAAGGGCAGCGGCCGCCACACUCUUCUGUGGCUUCAUCAUCCUGGUUAUCUGCUUCAUCCUCUCCUUUUUCGCCCUCUGCGGACCCCAGAUGCUGGUCUUCCUCCGCGUGAUUGGAGGCCUCCUCGCCCUGGCUGCUGUGUUCCAGAUCAUCUCGCUGGUCAUUUACCCUGUGAAGUACACCCAGACCUUCAACCUUCAUCUCAACCCUGCUGUCAAUUACUACUAUAACUGGGCCUACGGCUUUGGGUGGGCAGCCACGAUUAUCCUGAUUGGUUGUGCCUUUUUCUUCUGCUGUCUCCCCAACUAUGAGGAUGACUUGCUGGGUAAUGCCAAGCCCCGGUACUUCUACACCUCUGCCUAAAGCAGGGAAGCAAGAGGAUGACAUCGCUGCCUUGGAGAUCCGGAAAUCCGAGAUCCAUUCCAGAAGGAGAAACUGUCUCCCCAGGCUCCUCCGAACCUGUUCUCCAGCAGUGUGUGUAUUAUUCAGCUUGUUGCAAUUGCUCUAAUUUUUUGUAGCUUGGGAGACAAUGUUUCUCAACUAGUGUUACAGUUUCAUACCCAUCUUUUAUAUGUGUUUUGUGGAGUUUAAUGAGACUUGCUUCUUUUCAGUGAUCACCUAGUGUAAGGCAGUAUUUCCUUGUGUCUCUUUGUAACAUUUAUAGUGCAUUUGUAAAAGAAUAUGAACACGAAACUUACCACUUUCUAAAGCAGCAAGAGAAGCCUUCCAAGAGUUGGUGAUCUGAUCAAGUUCUUUUUCUUUUUUUCCCCAGAUGGGAUGGUUCUAUUAAGAGUUCCACAAAAGGGGGAGAUAUUAGUGAGCAUUUUUGGUGUCCAGUUAUACUGAAAGCAACGCCUAAAAAAAAAAAAAAACUAUUUUUCAAGCUUUCAGUUAUUUAAGGAAACAAAAUAGUUUCCUAAGUGCAUAUUACAGGUGAGGAAUUUUGCUGAACUUCACCUUGACUUGAUAUACCAUGUGGGAAAGUAUUUUCAAACUACCAAAACCCAUGGCAGUGGUAAGGCCCCUUUGAGAAGCGAAGUGCUAGGAUGAAAUUUUCUCUGUUAGAGUAGCAUAUAGGGUUAGGGUGAUGGGAAAUGCUGUGUUACUACAUCUGUACUGCUGUGUGUCUGUAUGUCCAGGGCUGGUGUAGACGGAUGGAGAGGAUGGAUGGGGUCUGGUGCAUCCUGACUGAUAGACAGGAAGAGGUUGUAUUCCAAAGCCUGGACAUUGUGUUUUCACAAAAGUGCCAUUUAGUAAGCUGAAGGAGAUGAAAUCACAUGGAUUUUUUAAAAAAAUCUUAGGUCUCACUGGGCUUGCGUCAUACAGAUACAGUUCUGAUAAAUGACAACUAGCAGAAAUGUACAUAUAGGUAAAACCUGGUCUUCCUUGAUAAACAGACUUAAAAUGACAUAAAACAUGCCAUAGGAAAAUUCAGGCAGGUGACCUUCUUUGAAUGGUAAAUAUGUUGGAUGUGUCAUUUUUUUUUUACCAUUUAUGUUAAUGUAAUGAAAAUCCAGUUCAAUUUAUAUAUACCAAAAUUAUUGUUUUGUAAGUUGCAAAAUAAGCCAUUGAAGUUUUUAUUAUGACUUUCCCCCUAAUAAACCAGGUAAUUAAAUCUUG